Molecule: messenger RNA, 1436 nt
Organism: Nicotiana attenuata
Lineage: Eukaryota; Viridiplantae; Streptophyta; Magnoliopsida; Solanales; Solanaceae
Product: branched-chain-amino-acid aminotransferase 2, chloroplastic-like
Exons: 8
Coding region: 155-1288 (377 amino acids)
Biological process (GO): branched-chain amino acid metabolic process
Molecular function (GO): branched-chain-amino-acid:2-oxoglutarate transaminase activity
Source: RefSeq, a predicted model, not a curated record
AUCAAAAUCACAACGAACUAACUAAUUGAUAUCGUACAUUCAUUUCUUUAAUUCUUUACGCAGAGUUUUUCCAUCUGCCUCUGCUUUGCUCCCUAUUAUAACUAAUUUUUGAAACUUCGCGGGAAGAUUUCAAACUAAUUUUCUUUCUGCAAAGAUGAUUCGAGGGGCUGCAAUUUUUCGUAAAUUAUAUCAAUCUUCAGCUUUAUCUUCAAAGGUUACAGCAAGAUACUAUACAGCUCAGGCUGCAACACAGCCUGCAUUUUACAGUGAUGACGAGUCUGCGGAUAUUGACUGGGAUAAUCUUGGAUUCCAUUUGAUGCAAACAGAUUAUAUGUACGUAACAAAGAGCUCUGAAGAUGGAGUUUUUACACAAGGAGAGCUUAAUCGUUAUGGAAAUAUCCAAUUAAGCCCCUCUGCUGGUGUAUUGAACUAUGGACAGGGUUUGUUUGAAGGUACAAAAGCGUAUAGAAGAGAGGACGGACGGAUAUUUCUAUUUCGCCCUCAUCAGAACGCAAUCAGAAUGCAGUUUGGUGCAGAAAGAAUGUGCAUGGCUUCCCCUACCACUGAUCAAUUUGUCGAUGCUGUUAAGCAAACCGCUCUCGCUAACAAGCGUUGGAUUCCUCCUCCUGGAAAAGGGUCACUUUAUAUAAGGCCUCUGUUAAUAGGGAGUGGACCAAUCUUGGGUUUGGCUCCAGCACCUGAGUACACUUUCCUUGUCUAUGCCUGCCCUGUUGGGAAUUAUUUCAAGCAAGGAACAGCGCCACUGAACUUGUAUGUAGAGGAAGACGUUCAUCGUGCCUCACGUGGUGGAGCUGGUGGAGUCAAAAGCAUUACUAAUUAUGCUCCUGUUUUAAAAGCGAUGAAGAAUGCAAAGGAGAAGGGAUAUUCAGAUGUACUAUAUCUUGACGCAGUAACUAAGAAAUAUAUUGAAGAGGUUUCCUCAUGUAAUAUUUUCCUUGUUAAGGGAAAUGUAGUUUCAACUCCAAUAGCCAAAGGAACUAUUCUUGAAGGAGUGACACGAAAAAGCAUUAUGGAGAUUGCACUUGAUCUAGGUUACAAGGUUGAAGAACGUUUAAUUGAAGCUGAUGAAUUGAUUACUGCUGAUGAGGUUUUCUGUACGGGAACUGCAGUUGGUGUUGCUCCUGUUGGAAGUAUUACUUACAAAGGCCAAAGGAUUGAAUAUAAAAUAAGCUCAGACCUAACGUGCAAGCAAUUUUAUUCGAGAUUAGUAGGGAUUCAAAGAGGUGUUAUCGCCGAUGAAAGGGACUGGAUCGUUGAGAUUGAAUGAUCUAUUUUUAGCUAUUCUUUUUGUGAUCAUAUUAGUGCGUGAUCGAGUAAGUUGUAUAUGAUAAUCAACAAUAUGGUACUAAAAAUCUUUGAUGAUAUAUGAAAUUAUACGAGCGAUUGUUAUAAUAACAACUAUUACGUUUCAGUUC